Messenger RNA from Cladocopium goreaui, 858 nucleotides. NCBI's taxonomy places the organism in Eukaryota, Dinophyceae, Suessiales, Symbiodiniaceae. The record is from the annotation of a GenBank genome assembly.
AUGCGAGAUUUGUCAUGCUGGAGCCUAUGUCUUAUCAGGCUUUGGCUGUUACUUCCAGCAGCUGCAGAGUCAGAUGUUGAAGCCAUUUUCCUACAGAAGGAGCUACGCAUCUUAGACGCCCGAUCGCAGCUGCCAAGCGAGGAUAUGCCCUGCCAGGAUAGCUGUCUUCCUACAGUCUGGGUGGUGAGCGCAGGGCGGAGUGGUAGCACAACCUUGCUGGAGAUGCUGAAUCAAAUCCCAGGCUAUGACAUCAUGGGCGAAAACCAGAACAUGUGGGGUUCCUUGUUCAAUCUCUUCGAGCAGCGCGAAGCCAUGGUAGCAAGAUACCGGUCUCUCUCCGAGUACAUGACCUAUCGGCAAAGCUUGAAGAGGAACAUGUCCGAGCUUCGAUGUGCUUAUCAGCUCAGGGUUUUGGGAGAGAUCAAUCCAGACAGUCAAGCCCGAGUGGUUGGCUUCAAGGAGAUCCGUUGGGACUUUAGCAGAUCCUUGGACGAUUUGAAGCUGCUCAUGGAGGUCUUUCCGUGCUCGGUCGCAUUGCUGAGCUAUCGUCGAAAUUUGAAGGCCGAAGCGCAAUCCAGGCAAGAUUCCUUGGGAGCCUUCCCUGAUUCCAACUUGCGUCGAGACAACGAGGCACAUCGUCAGGUGAUGCGAAAAUUUCAUAAAGAGAUGCCCCAAAGGACAUUUAUGAUCGCGUUGGAAGACUUCUCCGUAGACCUUUUUAAUCAGAUGCUUCGAUUUCUUAAAGAGGAUUCGUGUCAGUACACCGACAUCCUGCACGACAAUGCAGGUUCAGGUUACACGCACGACUGGUUCGGCACCCGGCACUUUGACAUCAUCCACUGCAACAGCUCCAGCUGA